This is a messenger RNA of Cephus cinctus (wheat stem sawfly), 1115 nucleotides long. Its product is annotated as peptidyl-prolyl cis-trans isomerase 1-like. The transcript has 2 exons. The coding region runs from base 314 to 958 and encodes 214 amino acids. Gene Ontology annotation, cellular component: nucleosome. NCBI's taxonomy places the organism in Eukaryota, Metazoa, Arthropoda, Insecta, Hymenoptera, Cephidae. Gene Ontology annotation, biological process: nucleosome assembly. Gene Ontology annotation, molecular function: DNA binding. The record is from RefSeq and is a predicted model, not a curated record.
AAAAGAACCGAUAACAGCACACUCAGUUAUCUUUGGACGGUCGACGGGCUACACAAGACGCAACGCGCGCGCACACCGAUGUUAAUCUUUGGACAUUUAAAUUAUCUUUGAAAUUUGCCUUGUGAUAUUUUGAGGAUGCAUAAUCGAUCCUCGAACUUGUUAGUCGAAAAAAUUUGAAUGCGAUUGAUAAUUCCCUCCGACUUCUUGGAAACUCCAUCGAGUUCCUCAGCGGUGCAGCAGCGGAUUGACCGUACCGCUUGAGGAGGUCCAUGCGACCAAGCGGAAGCACUCUUCGAAGGGAGCCACCGGAGAAAUGGUGAAGCCGGUGCCGAAAAUGCCCGCCCUGGUCGUCUCGGCGAUCAGGAACCUGCGCGACGCCCACGGGUCAACCUCAAAGGAGAUCUUGAACUACCUGGCCUCGGAGUACGAUGCCUCGGAGCCAACAGUUCAGCGCCAGAUGUACACCGCACUGAGACGCGGCUUGGCCUGCGGGAUCCUGAAGCGCGUGCACGGGCAUUACAGUCUAAACACGGAGCCGAACCAGCCGCUCUGCCCGCACGAAGCUGCGACCACGGAGCGGCGGGGCAGGAGGCGCCGGCGCGGAAGGAGGCGCGGGAGGCGCAGGAGGAAGAGCAGGAGGGGUCGCCGGAGGCGGCGCAGAGGAGGCCGCAGGAGGGCACGGGGUGCCACUCGCAGGAGAGCCCCUGGAGGUCGAGGACGCUUCGAGGACGACGUCCUGUCGCGCGACCCGCUCGGAGAUCGUCGCCCGGAUCUCGCCGAAGACAGUCAGCACUCCCAUGAUCCUCACCGAUCUCAUCGGGCCCGCCGCUCGUCCGGCUACGAGCGGAGUCGCAGUCGCAGUCGCAGUCGCAGUCGGCCGCGAACUCACAGCCGAUCGUCGGUAAGCAGCGAACGAGAAGGCAGCGUCGAGCGUCCCGACGAAGCGAAGAUCGAGUGAGAGGCGUCCCUGCAUCCCAGUUUCUGUCCCACGUGUCGCGCACGUUGCUACCGUUGUCCCGUAAAGAAAUUAUUCCAGUGAACCAGAUGAUUGUUCGAGACGCACACACGCACACACGCACACACGCACACACGCACACACGGCCCAUACAUAUGUC